CGUAACCGAAAAUUAAUUCAAGAACCACUCAACCUUCGCUACUAAAUCGUACCGGAACUACAACGCACAACGCAGCUUGGACUUGAACGGAAACACCUUACAGAUCGGGUCAUCGAUGCUCAUACUUUUACCCUAGUUUCUGAUGUUUUUUGGAGUUAUUUUGGGUGCGUUUUGAGCUAUCGGUCAUCAGAAAUAACGCUUUCGAAAGUCCGUUUCUCUGGAGUUUAUGCGUUUGUAAGAACAAUGUGCUUUUAGCGACGAAACACAUGUUUUGUGGGUAAAGCGUUUGUCCUGGAUGGUCGCUGAAAACAAGACGAUGCGAUGCUUCUCUUGUACAUCCUGUUUAGCUAUAUGGCUAAGGUCACAACACAUUUCCCAGGCGAUCAUACCCCUAAAGAAGCCCGAUGGUGCUGUGUAAAUGAUAAAGAAAUCGCGAAGUGUCAAGACUUGGCUCGUGUCGUCACAAAAGUACAGUCAAAUCUGUCUAUUUCUAUGAACGUUACAUGCGUCCGGGGAUUUAAUGUCACGCACUGCAUGUCACGCAUUUCACGCAACGAAGCAGACUUAGUCACGCUAUCGGAAGAAGAUAUUUACAAAGCAGGUAAAGACUAUAGUCUAGUCCCUGUAGUGGGCGAACAAAGUGGCCGUCAACCACAAACUAGCUAUUACGCUGUGGCACUCACUCUCUCCCAAGCUAGUCCCAGUCUUUCUCUGAAAUCGUUAAAAGGGGUCACUUCUUGUCAUCCUCGUGCUGGAGAUACCGCUGGCUGGAAAGUACCGAUAGGUUUUCUGAUAGAGAACAAUCAAAUGACUUGGAAGUCAUGUAGUACAUUUUUGUCUGCUGGGGCAUUUUUUGAGAAGAGCUGUGUCCCAGGARCAUUCAAACCAGAAAACAAUCCUCUGAAAGAAAAUCCCAGAAAUCUCUGCGGUCUUUGCCUYAAGGAAGACUGCCCUCCAGGAAAGUCUGAAAUGUAUUAUGGGAACCAAGGUUCCUACCUAUGUCUCGUAAGAAAACGAGCGGACGUUAUCUUCGUACGCCACACAACAGUAUUUGAAUUUACUGGGACCUUAAAUGAUUUAAACCCWGGRGACGAUUUUCGCCUGCUGUGUCCUGAUGGUACUAGAAAAGAUGUUGGCGAGUACAAGUCCUGCAAUCUAGCACGAAUUCCCGCCAGUGUUGUAAUGACAAGAGACGCUAGUAAAGAACAGUUCAGAGCCCGAGGAUACAGAUUACUUCUUUUAGAACUUGACAAUUAUCUCAAAAAGAACAAGCAAAUAUUUCAUUUAUUCAAUUCAACACAAUAUGCUGGCGUAAAUCUUCUCUUCCACGAUUCUACGUUAAACUUCGCUGAUGUUGGCGAGAGAAACACYACCGAUCGGUGGUUAGGCAAGAGUUACAAGAGAGUUUUAGACGCACUGAAUUCGUGCGAUAAAAYCAUCAAAGCAGCCCCAAGAUCCAACAACGGACAAAUCAUUUAUCUGCUAUGGUCUUGUCACGUGUUAGCUGCUGYUGUUGUAGUAAUAAGUCARUUGGAAUUUCUAUGGUGAACAGUUUUUAGGAAUUUUACAAUUACGCUGARCCAAUCAAUAAACCUUUAAGGUUUCACGUGGUUCUGGAUGGACCUAUCAAUGAGCUUGAAUGGUCAUAUCAYAUGGUACGURCUGCCUGGACCAAUCAAUAGACUUUAACAGGUCACGUGGCACUGGAUGAACCAAUCAAUAAGCCUGUUUAGCUUAUCAUCAUCCCGUCGAGUGGUCAGUGUAGAUGGACCAAUCAUUGACCUUGUUUUAUAUACCAUAACCGGAUCUAUCAACAAUUUUUUUAAAACAGCCCAGAAUUUAGUGGAUUCAGACAAUUUAAGAAUUAUAUUUAGAUAGCUUUAAGAAAUAAGCUUGCUCACUAAGUCAACUAUUCAAAUAUAAAUUUCUAAUGCGAACCCGAACAAUACAUAAARAUAUAACAAACGGAAAAUCAGGCACUUAUCCAUGUGGGAUAAAACAUGGAGAACRUUUGGCGCAUGCGUUAUAGCUAAAAAGACAGUCUUGAGAUGCAAUGUCAGAAAUAUUACUAGCGCAGGCACUAGGAUAAAAUGGAGGAGCUUUGGAGCACUCCACGAAUACUUUGUUUUCAAACACUUACGCCUGUUAUUAUUGAAAGCGGCCGUAAAUCACAGAAUAGUACGAGCUCAUCUCCUUACCAAGUGCAUAUCAGUUACACCGAGGUGAUGUGAGUACGAGAAGGCUUACAAGACUGUCCAUACUAGAGCGGAUUUCGUAUGACUGUACAAAAAACACGGUACUUUAGCGCUGUGACCGUACCAUGACGUAGCGGUGAUAUAUUGUUCUGUAUUUUUAUUUGGAAUCCUAGAAGGCGAGGUUCCGUGACCGUGCCGUGCCUUGCCGUGUUGUGAUCCGUGCCGUUGCACAGUCAUACGAAAUCCGCUCUAUAAUAUAGGUCUGUCAUUUAUCCAUGACACAAGCUCGGAAUGAAAUUCUACUGAAUAAACAUCGUAUUAAUCUUC
Exaiptasia diaphana is the source of this 2522-nucleotide messenger RNA. RefSeq names its product melanotransferrin. The transcript has 5 exons. Gene Ontology annotation, biological process: iron ion transport. Gene Ontology annotation, cellular component: early endosome; plasma membrane; recycling endosome. The record is from RefSeq and is a predicted model, not a curated record. Lineage: Eukaryota; Metazoa; Cnidaria; Anthozoa; Actiniaria; Aiptasiidae. The coding region runs from base 322 to 1548 and encodes 408 amino acids.